Messenger RNA from Polypterus senegalus (gray bichir), 2000 nucleotides. RefSeq lists its product as uncharacterized. Lineage: Eukaryota; Metazoa; Chordata; Cladistia; Polypteriformes; Polypteridae. The record is from RefSeq and is a predicted model, not a curated record. The transcript is spliced from 14 exons. The coding region runs from base 1 to 1968 and encodes 655 amino acids.
AUGACUCAGGAGGGUUCUUCCUGUGAGGACAAUGCUGCCGUGGAAAGGAGUAUCCGCUAUAUAUUUAAAGAGAAAAAAAUUCCUCAAUCUCUUCCAGAAGAUGUUAUGUCACAGAAAAUGGACCUUCAGAAACAGCUCAUUCCUUUUGAAGCUCUGUGCCAGGUGUGCCCAGACCACCCUAAACUUGACGAGGCUGUUCUAAUUACUAAUAAAGCAAGGAUUGUCAGCAUGAUGGGAAUUGUUGAGAAUGUUUCAACAUACCAUAGAUUGUGUCCUCAGUGCCACAUGGUGUACAGAUACCAGGAGUGGACGGAUGGGCUUCAUAACUUUGAUAACCACAUUGUUUUAUCUCUUGAACUCUGCCUUUUUUUGAGAGAACAUUUGCAGAACCAUGUAUCUGUGUCAAGGGUCAUUGACUCAUUGGAGGGCUUAAGAAGGGUGAAGUUUCCUUCUAGGGAUACCAUAUUUCAUGCUUACUGCCAUUUUGAGGCUUUGACUGACACAGAUUACAUGUACUCCUGCAUAAACUGUGGAUUUCACCCCUGUGGUAGUUAUGGACUUACACAGAAAAGGAGUGUUCAACUUAGCAGUCAAGUUAUUAUAGUGAGUGACCUCAAAGCCCCCCCUGAAGACUUCAAUGGUGAACAUGACAUUGAAGUUUUUUGGAACUCUAUUCACCUGGAGAUGAUAAGCCGUGGGUUUUUUCCAAGCAGCGUGAAGAAUCCAUUUUCAGUUCCACCAAGUUACACGCACUGGGCACCAUGGAUCGGGAGUGAAACUCGAAAGAGUGACAUUGUGCUUAACACUGAGUUUAAAAAAGUAAGAAGAAGCACUUCACAUGAAGCUCAGCUUAGCAGUGUCACAGAGGACCGUCUGUUUGAUGAACUCACCAAACAAAAGGUUGGAGUGGUGAGAAAAUUGUGCAAAGCCUGCAACAUCGACUCCAACGGCUCGCGCUUUGAUCUCAUCACCAGACUGAGGGAGAAGAUGAAGAGCAGGCAGACAUAUGAUAAGGUCUUUCAAAGCAUAUGGGGUGCCUCUGAGCCUCUGGUACCAGUUGAUGGCAAGAAAGGCAAUAGAAGGUCAACAGAUGCAACUCUUCCUGACCUGUGUGGACCACCGUGCAAAGCUCUGACAAAGCCGGAGAACAUUUUGGCCAGCCGUUCAUCAUGGUCUUUUGUACCACACCCUGGUCAACAACAGCUUCUCAACUAUGUUCUGGACAUCAGCAGACCCAAAGAUGAGCUGAUUGUUGAAACGUCUACUGGAUGUCUCACACGGGCUGAUUUUUGGACACUGGGUUUAAACGAACAAAUGGAAUCUACAAUUGGAAAUGGCUGUUUUGAGCUUAUCACCAAAAUUGUUCAGUCAAAGGGGAUAAGCAUUUACAUUGAAAAUCUUUAUGUUACCCGGACUUGGCUUGCACCCUAUGACUGUGAUCCAUUGCAGUCCUUUCCUACUGAUGCUCAGUGGAUGGACAUCAUAGUUCUCCCUCUCUGGACACCUGGCCAUUUCCAGUUGUGUUCAGACAUGCCCUACUUGCGGAAAUGGUGGUGCUUGAUGUUGAUGGAGAACUUUGAUCUCAAGAGCUAUGGCAAGCUUUUUGCACACUGGAGAGAGGACGCCAAAGCUGUGCUUCAAGGACAACAUGUGCCCAUUUUUAGACUGAAAAAGCGUAAGUUACCGGAAGUCAGUCAGGAGCCAGCAGUUGUUCAAGAUCUGCAUACUGCUGUGCAGUGGGUUGUCCAAAAUAAGGCGCUUUUCCAUGGACACGUAACCAUGCCAAAAUAUCUGUCCUUAAAUAAAGAGGGCCAGCAGAGGGUCUUAAGAGACAUGCUGGAGGAAGAAGACACUGAAGCAAAGGACUUCUUCUUCUUUGUUUUUCAGUGUGCGGAGGACAUGGAGCACUUUCUGAAGGCUUGUGUUGACGAGCAGGGACUAAGGGUCAAUGCUAUGUUUGACAUUUAAUGGACGGAGGAAGACACUGGCUGUUUGUUUGU